AUGUAUCGGCAGAUUCUGAUGGCACCUGAACAUAAACACUAUCAACGAAUCUUCUGGCGUGAACGAACGUCUCAACCGUUGCGUGUACUGGAACUGGACACCGUUACUUAUGGCACAGCAUCGGCACCAUACCAAGCAACGCGGUGCCUGGCACAAUUGGCUGCGGAAGAGAAGGAUGAUUACCCGAUUGCAGCCGAAAUAAUAAAAACCGAGGUCUACAUGGAUGAUACGCUAUCAGAUAGCCCAGAUUCUGGUGCCGAUUCGGUGUCGGAAGCUAUCGAAGCACAACGGCAACUGAAACAGCUGUUGGCACGCGGUGGCUUUCCCAUCCACAAAUGGUGUUCCAAUUCUCCAGAGUUCCUCCAACACGUGCCACCCGACGAACGUGAGCCCCAAGUGCCGUUGAAAGAAUGCGGAGCGAAUAAAGUCAUCAAGGUCUUAGGUCUGCUCUGGGAUCCAGAGGCAGAUGCACUACUCCUCGCUAACCAGAUCAAGCCAGUGAUAAGAGACGUUGUGACCAAGCGGUUGAUCUACGCCGAAGUCGCCAAAUUUUACGAUCCUCUCGGACUGUACUCACCAGCUAUUGUCCUCGCCAAACUACAAGCGCAACGCCUGUGGAGCAUUAAGGCAGACUGGGAUGACCCGGUCGACGAAGAAUUUGCACAACAGUGGCAAGAACUCCAUAGCUCAUUGUCACACCUCAACCAAAUCCCAAUUCCUAGAUGUGUGACAAACAACAACGUGAUGGCCUAUGAGCUACACGGAUUCGCUGAUGCUUCGGUCGUGGCGUACGGAGCCUGUGUGUAUGUGCGGAGCAUAUUUGCCGACGGAACGGCAAAGAUGGCUCUUCUGACCAGUAAGUCUAAGUUGGCCCCCCUGCACGAUUUGUCAAUCCCACGGAAAGAGUUGUCUGCUGCCCUCCUGCUGUCCCAUUUAGUGAAGAGAGUAACCGUUGAGUUGAGCAUGAAAUUUCUAGAAGUCGUUCUGUGGUGCGACAGUACAAUUGUUCUAGCCUGGAUCAAAAAACCGCUGAAUGAACUUGAGUUGUUCGUCCGUAAUCGCAUUGCUUUAAUCCAAGAAGAAACCGAUGGUUUCAGAUGGGAGUACAUCAACACCGAAAACAAUCCCGCCGACAUCGUUUCCCGUGGCCAGCUUCCCGAGAUCCUCAGUAGAAACAACCUCUGGUGGCACGGUCCUGAAUUCCUCGCCUACGUAAUCUAUCAGAUUCAACCGCCUGCAGCCGUUCCAGAUACAGAUUUGCCAGAAAUGAAAGCAGUCCCAGCCGCACCCACCGUGAAAAACAAACCACUUCCGAUUUUUUCCCGAUACAGUAGCUUUCGCAAACUUCAACGAGUCAUCAGUUACAUCCUGCGGUUCGUCGACAACUGCCGUAAGAAAUCUGUCGAACGUGAAACUCGUCGAAAUUUGACCGUCCGUGAACUGCGCAAAUCGAAAGAAGCUAUAAUCAAAGUGAUCCAGAUCGUCCACCUGGGGGAUGAAAUUCAGCGAGUUAUACACAAACUACCCUGCAAAAGGAUUGGCAACCUCCGACCUAUCUUCCAAGGCGGACUGCUUCGAGUAGGUGGUCGCUUAGACCGCUCACAACUCCCUUUCGAAAGCCGACAUCCUAUCAUACUGCCGGACAAGGACCCUCUGGUGCGUAUGAUGAUCCGUGAAAUGCACGUUGAGCUACUUCACAUCGGUCAAAGUGGGUUGAUGAACGCCAUGCGGCAACGAUACUGGCUGCUAAAUGCUCGAUCCACUAUCUGGCAAAUCACGCGGCGUUGCGUGAGAUGCUUUCGAUGCAAUCCAACCGACACGACUCAAUUGAUGGGCAACCUGCCCUCCGCGAGAGUUGUUCCGUCACCGCCCUUCGCAGUCACCGGUGUUGACUUCGCCGGUCCAUUCUGGGUCAAACAAGGAUCGCGACGACCUACUCUCGUAAAGGCAUAUAUAGCCGUAUAUGUCUGUAUGGCUACUAAGGCCGUUCAUUUGGAAGCAGUGUCCGACCUCAGCACCGACGCUUUUCUGGCAUCCUUGAGAAGGUUCAUCAGUCGCAGAGGAUGCAUUCAAGAGUUACAUUCCGACAACGCCACGAAUUUUAAGGGAGCAAACCACGAGAUGCACAAGCUCUACAAUCAGUUUCGUGAUCAGCAAGCGGUCCAACGCAUCGAGCAGUUUUGUCACACACGAGAAAUCGAGUGGCACUUUAUCCCGCCUGACGCCCCCGAGUUUGGCGGACUUUGGGAAGCGGCGGUCAAGUCCGCCAAAACACACCUCAAACGUAUCGUAGGGAACGUCAAGCUGAAUUUCGAGGAGUUUUCAACUGUCCUCACCGAAAUUGAGGCUGUGCUGAAUUCGCGGCCCCUGUUGGCCGUGUCUAACGAUUCUGCUGACCCGUUGGUGAUUACACCGGCGCACUACUUGAUUGGCCGUCCUCUCACCGCCUUGGCCGAACCAUCAUUGGAAAACCUGAAGGUUAAUCGUUUGGAUCGAUGGCAGCAUCUGCAGCUCAUGCGUGAGCACUUUUGGCGUGCCUGGAGCCGAGAUUACCUCAACACGCUACAGCCUCGGAAAAAGAACUUACGAACCAUGCCAAAUAUCUGCAUCGGCAUGAUUGUUCUGCUUCAUAUUCGCAUCCAGCCACCACUCCAUUGGAAGUUGGGGAAAAUAACAGCUGUUUAUCCAGGCGAAGACGGGCUAGUGAGAUCGGUCGAUGUGUUCGUCGAUGGUUCAACUUAUCGCCGCCCUAUCAACAAAAUCUCCGUUCUUCCCAUUGAAGAUAAUCAACCGAAAUCUGUAUCAUCUGUUGAGUGA
Messenger RNA from Topomyia yanbarensis, 2817 nucleotides. RefSeq lists its product as uncharacterized. The record is from RefSeq and is a predicted model, not a curated record. Lineage: Eukaryota; Metazoa; Arthropoda; Insecta; Diptera; Culicidae. Gene Ontology annotation, biological process: DNA integration. The transcript has a single exon. Gene Ontology annotation, molecular function: nucleic acid binding. Bases 1 to 2817 code for a protein of 938 amino acids.